Rubroshorea leprosula is the source of this 1038-nucleotide messenger RNA. NCBI's taxonomy places the organism in Eukaryota, Viridiplantae, Streptophyta, Magnoliopsida, Malvales, Dipterocarpaceae. The record is from the annotation of a GenBank genome assembly.
GAGAAAAUGAAAUAUCUUCCACAAUAUAAUUUCCGAACUCUUGAACUGAUUUUAAAUUUCAAUCCAAAACUCUAUAGUAUAUUGGCAAUCAUCAAUUCACUCGGAAAUGCAACGACUAAGGACUAACUAACCCAAAAAAAGUUUCAAAUUUUCUCACACAAGGUCAUCCUAAGUUGACAGAGCAAGUGAAGCAAAACCGGACCUGAACUUGCAGUAUCAUACCGGAAAGAUGGUAGGCACUUUUUUGGCUCGCUACUGCACUGUAUUGUUACAUAGUGACCACAGAAACUACAGGCCUCCAGCUGUAAAAGCUGAGAAUGGAUCAUAACUAGGGAGGAAAAAUAUACUGAGAUGCGGGUACUAUUUGAACAUCUUCAAAGGCAUUCAAUAUAAUGCUGCAUGCCAUCAUCCCAAAAUGUAAUUGCAUGAGACCAUUAAAUUUCUGCUAGGCAUUCAUCCACUCUGCAACGGAGUAAUUAAGUACAUUCAUCAACUGCCUCCACCCUGCAGUGUUGAGCAGAUUUGCAGUAGUCUCUCCAAUUUGAAGGUCAAGGUACCUCCAACAAGAAAAUGUAUUUGCUCCAAUUACCAUAGCAACUUGUGAGAUAUUCUUUGAUCUAAUCAUCUCUGUCGACGUGCAGGUGAUCUGGAUCUUGACCUCCUUCCCCUGCCAAAUAAUUACAAUAAGUUAAACUUGAUAACUUGGAAAGUAAAAGGCUUAGAAACUACAUCCUUUCACCUGAGUUGCAUUUGGUUAUGAUAAUGGGUGAGAAUGCCUCAAAAACAUUAUCACAAUCUAAUUUUAUUGACCGCAUUCUAACAUACCUGGUGCUAGUAGUAUCAAGAGAAGAGUAAGGAGAAUGCCUGCGCUGAGAAUGCUUGCUAUGUGGUGACCGCGAAACUUGUCUAAAAACAAAAACAUCCAUCAUACUGACUUGGUAAGUUCAAUAUACACAAGUUGAGAGAAUUGCUCAGCCUUGUACAGAGUUUGACUUAAAAGAACUAAUUGACUUAUAGCACAAGCAAUAUUUCUUUGUC